Chenopodium quinoa (quinoa) is the source of this 342-nucleotide messenger RNA. RefSeq lists its product as uncharacterized. The coding region runs from base 1 to 342 and encodes 113 amino acids. Lineage: Eukaryota; Viridiplantae; Streptophyta; Magnoliopsida; Caryophyllales; Amaranthaceae. The record is from RefSeq and is a predicted model, not a curated record. The transcript is spliced from 2 exons.
AUGGAGGUUUUGAAAAGAGAACAUGGAGGCAUUGUUAAAGAACACACAGUUCAGGUAGAUGUCAAGGAUCCUAUCAAAAAAAGGAAAAAGGGUCAAAAGAAUACUAGGUGGAAAAGCACACAGGAAAAGGUUUCCAACAAGCUCAAAGGUCAAAAGAUAAAGUCAUGGAGAAAGAAAAGCGCAAAGGGUGUUUCAAAGAUGAAACGAAAAGCACAGACUACGAUUAAGGAUUUCCUCCCUGUACCUGAUGGAAAUGUUCUGGCACAUUCCAACGAAUUUGGAGGAUCUUUGGAGUUUUUUGAGCCUGAUGACUAUUUUGGAGUGAAUAUUAGAGAAUUAUAA